Molecule: messenger RNA, 1942 nt
Organism: Exophiala viscosa
Lineage: Eukaryota; Fungi; Ascomycota; Eurotiomycetes; Chaetothyriales; Herpotrichiellaceae
Product: molecular chaperone DnaJ
Exons: 2
Coding region: 286-1779 (497 amino acids)
Biological process (GO): protein import into peroxisome matrix
Cellular component (GO): cytosol
Source: RefSeq, a predicted model, not a curated record
CGGGCCUCUGCGGCUGUUCAAGGCUGCAGUCCAAAUCUUAAUCGGUAUUCGUAGUCUUCCAAUUUUUGGGUAAUCACACCUCUUCGCAUCAGACGCAGUCACAUGCUACAAGUCUUCUCUCGAUUCCUGCUCUGACGCAUCCUGCACCCAGGGUCUCCACGUAACAACGUCUGCAGCAGACUGCAUAAUUGAACCACGAAUAUAGCCAGGUCGAUCACCAAAAAAAGUGGUCAAGCAUAGGAAUAACCAUUAGCUGGUGACAACAAACAGCCCACCGCCGCGAUCAUGGUCGUCGACACAUCUUACUACGAUGCUCUAGGCGUCAAGCCCGAUGCCACAGAACUAGAAAUCAAAAAGGCGUACCGGAAGCUCGCCAUCACCACACAUCCCGACAAGAACCCCGGCGAUGAGACUGCACACGAACGAUUCCAAGCCGUGGGCGAAGCCUACCAAGUUUUAUCCAACAAAGAGACCCGCGCCGCAUACGACAAAUAUGGCAAAGAGAAAGCAAUGCCUAGUCAAGGCUUCGAAGAUCCAGCAGAGUUCUUCAGCAUGAUCUUCGGCGGCGAUGCAUUCGUAGACCUGAUAGGCGAACUCACACUUCUCAAGGACCUGACACAUACAAUGGACAUUACAAUGGAACAAAUGGAGGAGGAAGAACUCGCGAAGAGCGCAGAGGAGAAAUUGAACGUUCAGGACGCGAGAGAACAAGAGGCUACCACCGCGACCGCAGCUGACAUGAGCGCCAAAGAAAAGGAGGCUCGACAAGACUCAACAGCCGAAAGCGCAACUUCAGCUCCACCACCACCCUAUGUUGGCACCUCCGAAGAGCCAUCCACAUCCGCCGCUCAAUCGUCAGGCACGAGUACACCGCAACGAAGAUAUAUGGGCCAGCAAGCCAUCAUGGACAAGUCCGAAGAAGAGGCCCGCAUGGAAGCAGCAGGCCUCAGCCAAGAGGAGAAAGACCUCCAAAAGAAGAAAAAGAAAGGCGGUCUAACGAAAGAGCAGCGCGAGAAGCUCGAGGCCUACGAACGUGAGCGGCGCAAAGCCCGUGAAGAGCGCGUCGAGACUCUAGCCAAGAAACUCAUCGACCGGAUAAGCGUAUGGACAGAGACCGACAAGGGCGCAGAUGUCACCGCGGCCUUCCAGGAGAAGACCAGACUCGAAGUCGAAAACCUCAAAAUGGAGUCUUUUGGUCUAGAAAUCCUCCACGCCGUUGGGCAAACAUACCUAUCGAAAGCAACCUCAUUUCUCAAAUCCCAAAAAUUCCUGGGCAUCUCAGGCUUUUUCUCACGGCUGAAGGACAAGGGCAACCUCGCGAAAGAAACCUGGAACACUAUCUCAACUGCCAUCGACGCGCAACUAACCAUGGAAGAAAUGGCCAAACUCGAAGAGAAGGGCGGCGCGGACUGGACGGACGAGAAGAAAGCAGAGUACGAGCGCAAAGUCACGGGUAAGAUCCUUGCGGCGGCCUGGCGUGGUUCAAAAUUCGAGAUUCAGGGUGUCUUGCGCGAAGUUUGUGACCGGAUCCUGAACGAUAAGACCGUCAGGCUGGAGAAGCGGGUCGAGCGCGCGCAGGCUUUGGUCCUGUGCGGCACCAUAUAUCAAAAGGCUGAACGCGAUCCCGAAGAGGAAGGCGACUUCAUGGCCUUCGAGCAGUUGAUGGCCGAGUCGAUGAAGAAGCAAGAAAAGAAAAAGGAGAAAGAAAAGGAUAAGGAGCCCUCGUCGAAGGAUAAACACCAUACUGGGCAUGAUCAUGCCACUGCCACCUCGUCAUGAAGCUAGCAACCAGCAAAUUACCGCGUGCUGGUUGAGUUUCGACCGCAUGUCCUUCCUGGCAUGCGUACUCGUAGCGUUGUGCAAGUCCGACAAUUACACCAGGAUACAGAGCGGCCUUGGAUGUACGAGAUAUAGAUACCACGAUUUCAAUUUCUUCUCGAUC